GCUAUAAUGUACCUGCACUGCCGACAUUAAUAUUUUCACCAGACUUAUCCACUACUCCCUAUUCAUUGUAUUCAAUAUUCAAGAGUACUACUAAUUAAAAUACCUUUCCCAACCUCCUCAUACAAGUUACUAAAAUCACUACCAGAUGCUUCCAGACUCUUCUAUAACCUCCUUCCUUCCUUCUCACCUCUUAAGAACCCCCUUCUCUCCCUUUUCCUCAUCAUAUCUAUACUAUUUGUAUCAAUACAUAGUUCUUUGGUCUCUCAUCCAUGGCUUCUGAUGAAACUGAGAUGACGCUUUAUGACUUUCUCAUCAAUUUAAGCAACAGAGGUCUUUUUCAGUUCUCACCAAACUCACGAUUCAACCUCGACCCAGUUCAGGAUUCAUCGCAAAGAUCCGACCCACCUGUUUCUGAUCAAACGGAGAUGCCCCAGGUGACACCAAAUGACCAAUUGAAUAAUUCAAGAACUACUGAUCUUUCUCAGAACACACCCAUCACAACCGACUCCACAGAUUCGCAAACCAACACCGACCCAGAUCAAGAUUCAUCAGAAAGAUCCGACCCACGUGAUCGGAUCAUCCUUUUGAACCCCUUGACACGGCGCGUGGUGGUGAUCGAAGGCAGCGCGUCGAGAAUUGAUGCUCUGGUGCGUAACCUAACGGGCCCCACUGGCCCACCACCAGCUUCAAAAGCAUCAAUCGAAGCUAUGCGAUCAGUGGAAACUAAAGAGGAUGAUGAGUGUGUGAUAUGUAUGGAUGAGUUUGUGGGUGGCUUGGCUAAAGAGAUGCCUUGUAAGCAUAAGUUCCAUGGGGAGUGUGUUGAAAAGUGGCUUAAAAUUAAUGGGUCUUGUCCUGUUUGUAGAUAUAAGAUGCCUGAGGAAGAUGAUAAUGAUUUUAAUCACAAGAAUCCUUUUGAGGGUGAAGAGGUGAGGAGAAGAGGAAGCUUUGUUACUAUUAGCGUUGGCACACUAAGGGUGGAACCAAAUCAAAUGGCUACACAAGGUUCUGAUGGACAAGACAGUGAGAUACAAUCAAUAGAUUAGUUACAAGUUAGAACACAAGAUUUUAUUUUUUCCUUGUUACAAUUUUUAUGGUUAUGUCUUUCUCAGCACAAUGCAGGAAAAACAAGAUGUUUUCUACCGCAUGUUUGAGUAAAUAUUUGAUUUUAUAUUGGUUA
This is a messenger RNA of Daucus carota subsp. sativus, 1177 nucleotides long. RefSeq names its product E3 ubiquitin-protein ligase MPSR1. The record is from RefSeq and is a predicted model, not a curated record. Gene Ontology annotation, biological process: protein ubiquitination. Bases 270 to 1043 code for a protein of 257 amino acids. Gene Ontology annotation, cellular component: cytoplasm. Lineage: Eukaryota; Viridiplantae; Streptophyta; Magnoliopsida; Apiales; Apiaceae. The transcript has a single exon. Gene Ontology annotation, molecular function: ubiquitin protein ligase activity.